Drosophila elegans is the source of this 3037-nucleotide messenger RNA. RefSeq lists its product as uncharacterized. Gene Ontology annotation, cellular component: extracellular matrix. Bases 50 to 2911 code for a protein of 953 amino acids. The transcript has 3 exons. The record is from RefSeq and is a predicted model, not a curated record. NCBI's taxonomy places the organism in Eukaryota, Metazoa, Arthropoda, Insecta, Diptera, Drosophilidae.
CUCAGGUCUCCGGUCUUUCUUCCCGUACCUCUAACUUUGGACUAAUAACAUGUGGAACCUCUGCUUGGCUGCGGUUCUGUUGGGUCUGGCCGUUGUUAGCUGGGCGGAUACCCUGGUGCAGCUCCAUGUGAAUCGUCCUUAUAACGAUGUGAACGAGAAAUUCGUAAGUUUUGCCGUCCGGCCGGAGGAUCUGUACGAUGCUUUGGAUGGUAAGAAUCGCAAGGCGGUGAUCAGUUUGGCAAAUCUUCUGGGAGAUGCGCACAUCAAGUUCGUGGGCGAUUUCUACUUUGCCAGUAAUGCCCCGACUAGACUGCGAAACCCCACCAAGAUCGUCUGGAAGGGCUUCAAUCGAUGGACGAGGGCCGUAAACUGGACCAUGAUCAUUCCGGUGCCAUAUGCUCCAGAUGAGUGGGACUCCAUGCACACGCUCAAGAUCCUGAACACCUCCUACAUGGUGGGCAUCACCGACUGCAUUUGGCAGCUGGGUACCGAUUUUGGCACUUCGAGGGCCAAGGAUUACGUCCAGGAACUGCGAACCCUCAAACUGAUGACGGAUACUUUCAAACCAUACGUAGACGAUUGGCGACUCAUGGGGGCGGACAUCUCGGCGGGAAGCAGUGCGGAUGAAACCAAGAGAUACGUGGAUAUGUCCAAGGAUCUGAAUACAGCCUUUGGGUGGACUCAGCCCGCAAACAUGUUGCCCAAGUCGAGUUUGGGUAGUUACCUGUACGACAGCGAUCCCGCCCUCCGAAUCCUCCAGCAACAGCGGGUUCCGCUGUGGCUUACUCUGCCCGAGGAGCGAUCCUCGCAGAGAUUGGUGGGCGACGAGACCACGGAUGCCCUGCGAUGGGCCCAAACGAUGGGCGAUGCGGCCACCAGUGGAUUCGAUGUGAUCUUCAAGCGCAUGACCCUGCUGGACUUCGAGCGACCCAACUUCAGUCUGUAUGUGACUGCCCUGUUCAAGAAGGUCAUGGGAUCGAGGGUGUUCCCAGCCCGACCACUGAAUGUCUUUGCGCCGAGCAAUAAGCUGUAUACCCAUUGUGCGAGUGCCGUGUCCGGAGGACUGGCUUUUAUGGUGGUCAACACGGAGGAAGAGCCCACUACAAUCACGGUGAAGAGUACCAGUCGCUUGAGCAGCAGCGAGAUUUGGCAGUAUGUGCUGACUGGUCUGGACCAAAAGGUACAGCUCAACAAUGUCCGUCUGCACCUGAACACCACUUUGCGGCCCUUGAUCAAGCCAAUUGAUCCAACCAAGCCCCUGCAGUUGAUCACGCCCAGCAUGUCGGUGGGCUUCUGGGUGUUACCCGACGUCAACCUGGAACACUGCCAGUUCACGGAAAUCGAGGCGGGCGAUUCGAGUGGGGAGUCCUCCAAGGAGAAGCGCCGUUCAUCCCGCUACAGCUCAGCUGAUCGAUUGCUCCAGCGUUUGAUCGAGGAAACUGCCGUGGCCCGGGGUUCAGUGCAGAGUUCCAUCAAUCGCAACCGACGCUUUGUCGUUGAUAAGGAGGAAACCCCAGUCACCCUGCUGGAUCGUCUGCUGCAGCACUUCAAGGACGACAGUCCGUCGAAGAGAGAUGUGGAUGAUGGCAAGGACAAGUCGGGGAAGCCCCAUAAGGCGCUGGCCUGGUUGUACCAGGUCCUCGAGCAAUCCCGCGAUUUGGGCAAAAAGCGGGCCAGACGUAGCACCUCCAGCUACUCGGGACCCUUCUUCUACAACCGUCAGGGUAAGAAAUCGGCACUGACCAAGAAGAUCACGGAAAUCCGCAAGCCCGAAAAGAAGAACAAGCCCCUCUUCGACUUUGACGAGUUCGAUGAGGAGAAGUUCUUCAAGCGCAUUGGGGAGAAAUCGGAGGAAACUCCCACUUACUCACGGCUCCCGGAAGGGGAUGUCCAUCUCAAGAACAUAGAGAGUGUGGAUGGCGAGGAAAAUGAGCAGGAAGUCGAGCAAGAAGUCCCCAAGAGGCGUCGAAUCAAGCCCAAGAACCAGCUGAAGAUCAUCCCACGAGCUGAGGAGGAUGAAAACGAACCGGAGCAGGAGCAGGAGCCAGAGCAGUCAGUGGGUCGCGCCAAGUUGCGGCUAUUGCCCACGGAAUUCUUUGAGGCACUACCGGCUCCCAAGCCGAACAAGCGAUUGAAUCUGGGGGCCACUCUGAACUCCCUGCUCUUUCCAGAACCCUUCUCCAGCAAGGCCACCAUGGCCAAGGGUGCUCCAAGCAAGCCCAAGCCUGUUGAGGAACCCGAAGAGGACGUGGAACCCGUGCCAAGUGCCCGGAGACGCCACUCUAGGAUUGGACAUGUGGCCAACGAUUUUCUGCAGGCACAAAAAGAGCUGGGAAAGCAUUUCCUCAGCCACAUAAGCGAGCAUGAGCACGAGUUCUCCCUAGGCGACGAGGCCGUGCAGGAGAGUUCCCUGGAGUCGGGAAAGAAAUCCCUUUUUGGAGUCAAGAAAGCAGCCCCAGCCUUGCAUAAGACACUUCCAGAGAAGGUGGAUGAAGGUAUAACCUCUUGGUGGGAUGUGCCUGCAAUGCGCAGGCGUCGUGCCGUACUGCCCAGCAAUUCCCUAGAAGAGCUCCGCUCCAAUGGCAUUGACAAAGCGGAUCGCGAGGAGAUGCUGCCCCUGGGAAGGUACACCUUCUACGAGUACAAGGUGGAUCAGAGUCCAGAGAAGGAAGCCAGCCAACCCAAAGAGGAGAAGGAGUCCAAGAUCAUGAAGAUCAGCAAGACGUCUGGCAAGGAUCGCAGUCUCACUGCCAUCUCCGAGAGCCUCGUAAGCACUGUCAAAUCAAAGGUCUCCCGCUUCAUCAACAUCAUCUCCAACCACAUGAACGAGUGGUACAACACCUUAACCAAGCACCUGGAUACGGAAACCGAACCCCAAAAGCCCCGCAGACAAAACACCAUCGAGAAAUAGACCCAUUUAUCAUACGACAUUUAAAUAACUCAUGUAAACUAUCACCAUGUAAAUAUGUAUCUAUUAUUAAAUGCAUUUAAUGGAAUUUUAUUUGUGCGAUAACUCUCUGACAAUUAUCUCUUUCAA